UCAGUUUUCAGCCUUUCUUGGAAGUCUUCUUUCUUAGCUUUCUACCCUUUCAAAUCUUGUUCUUUUUCUCUGUGUUGCUGAUUGCCUUUGUUCUAUCCCUUCUCUUUCUUGCUAUCUAUCUAUCCAUUAUCUGAUUGAACAAGAAAAGAUCAGUGUUGAAGCAAUCCCAUCUGAGAGAGAAUGGAGAGAUAAAAGUGGGUAUGUGUGUGUGAAAUCAUCCUCCUAUCAUAGACCAAGAAAAUGCCCUUUGAUGGGAUCUCCAUAGAACCACAACCAUCUUCAAACCCACUUCCUGAUCUCUCUCUCCAAAUUAGCCCUCCAGACACUUCUUCCGUUCAUACAGAAAACACUUCACAAAGAGAUGCUUACAUUGAUCUUUCCUUACCUUGUUCAUCAAGGAAUCUUGCACCGUCUUUAACUGUGAGAGAUCAGUAUCACCCACAAAACGUUUUUCAUCAUCAUCCUAAUCAUAACCACCAUCGAAUCUACAAUCAACCACCUAACAAUUUUGUUUCGCUGCUUGAUGCAUCCAAAUGUUUGAAACCGAUCAAGGGGAUUCCGGUGUAUCACAACCGACAGUUUCCCUUCCUGCCGAAUUUGGAUGGUCCACGCGAGAAAGAACCAAAGACGAUGUGUCUGUAUCCAUCUUCCUCUUCUUCUUCUUUCCCUUAUUUCGCUGAUGGCGGAAAUCACAUGCCAUUUUUAAACCCUAUGCCUCGUGGGUCUUCAUCAUCAGGUUUCAGUAUACCAAAUUGUGGUGGCGGUGGUGGAAUUGAGGCAAGAUUCAGCAGGUUAUCAUCAUCGUAUCAACUCCACCACCACAACUAUGGUGGAGGGCCAACUUCACAUGAAGUCUCACAUGGUAUGCUAAGAUCAAAAUUUUUACCAAAGCUUCCAACUAAGAGGAGUAUGAGGGCACCCAGGAUGCGAUGGACUAGCACCCUUCACUCGCGCUUUGUUCACGCAGUCGAGCUUCUCGGUGGCCAUGAAAGGGCAACGCCUAAAUCAGUUUUGGAGCUCAUGGAUGUCAAAGAUCUAACACUAGCUCAUGUCAAAAGUCAUUUACAGAUGUAUAGAACUGUUAAAACAACUGACAAACCUGCAGCUUCGUCAGGGCAAUCUGAUGAUGGAUCUGGAGAAGAUGACAGCUCCACCAUGGGAAAUGGAAAGGUAGGGAGUUUUAUCGAUCAAAGACACCCCCCAGACCAACAAGUUUUCGACCACCCUAAUUCCUCAUCUGCUACCACCACCACCACGACCCUAUGGAGCAAUUCUUCAAGCAAUGGAGAUGCAUGGUCCGACGCAAACCCAAUUGAUCUCGGAAGACCCUCAUCAACCUUCUUGUCACCGUGGACUGCCAGUCGACAUUUUGCCGAGGAAUGUGAUUCUUUGAAGCUAAAAAGCUACUUAGGAUUCACUGUAGAUCAAAGAAAUCCAAGCUUAGAGUUCACCUUGGGGAGGCCAGAUUGGGUUCAAAAGGAAGGCGAUUGA
Messenger RNA from Cynara cardunculus var. scolymus (artichoke), 1491 nucleotides. Its product is annotated as transcription repressor KAN1-like. Lineage: Eukaryota; Viridiplantae; Streptophyta; Magnoliopsida; Asterales; Asteraceae. The coding region runs from base 241 to 1491 and encodes 416 amino acids. The record is from RefSeq and is a predicted model, not a curated record. Gene Ontology annotation, molecular function: transcription cis-regulatory region binding. Gene Ontology annotation, cellular component: nucleus. The transcript is spliced from 6 exons. Gene Ontology annotation, biological process: regulation of DNA-templated transcription; abaxial cell fate specification.